This is a messenger RNA of Alternaria burnsii, 1185 nucleotides long. Its product is annotated as er lumen protein retaining receptor. Bases 1 to 1185 code for a protein of 394 amino acids. Gene Ontology annotation, biological process: endoplasmic reticulum to Golgi vesicle-mediated transport; protein retention in ER lumen. The record is from RefSeq and is a predicted model, not a curated record. Gene Ontology annotation, cellular component: cis-Golgi network; membrane; endoplasmic reticulum. Lineage: Eukaryota; Fungi; Ascomycota; Dothideomycetes; Pleosporales; Pleosporaceae. The transcript is spliced from 6 exons. Gene Ontology annotation, molecular function: ER lumen protein retrieval receptor activity.
AUGAUGAACCUCUUCCGACUGCUGGGGGAUUUAUCCCACCUGCUAUCCAUCCUGAUUCUGCUGCACAAGAUGAAGGUGUCGAGUAGCGCAUCUGGUAUCUCGUUCAAAUCGCAAUUCCUCUACCUGGUCGUCUACCUCACGCGCUACGUCGACCUCCUCUGGACCUUCUACGAACCCAAGUCGCUCUACAACACCAUCUUCAAGAUCAUCUUCAUCAGCACUUCGGCCUACACCGUCUACCUCAUGCUCAACGACUACAAGCCGACACACGAUCCAAAUCUAGACACGUUCAAGGUGCAAUACCUGCUGGGCGCCAGUGCAGUGCUGGCGAUACUGUUUCCCUACAAAUACACCUUCACAGAGAUACUCUGGGCUUUCUCCAUCUGGCUGGAAUCGGUUGCCAUCUUGCCGCAGCUGUUCAUGCUGCAGAGGACGGGCGAGGCGGAGACAAUUACGACGCACUACCUCUUUGCGCUGGGUGCUUACAGGGCUCUGUACAUCCCCAACUGGAUCUACCGUUACAUUUUCGAGGUGCCCAAGUUCUACGAUCCCAUUGCAGUGAUUGCGGGUAUCAUCCAGACUAUUUUGUACUCUGACUUCUUCUACAUUUACUACACAAAUUUAGGGUCAUCCAAGGCAAGAAGUUCAACCUGCCCGUAUAGACCCCCGCGCGCAAGGACGCUGCUCUCUUUCUGCUACUGGUGGCCGAUGCGCGCUCACACGACCGGGCGCACGAUUAGGGAACGACACACGACCAUGUUCUGCCUGCGGAGCUGGAUUCCAGUUCUCUUCUUCUUACUACGAACGCACGCCUCCCCCGUCUACCUCGUCCUCUUCAUCUCGGCCACAUACUUGUUAAACCGACCGUGCGUGUACUGCAGCCUCCUCCUCUUCAUCCUCGUCGUCGCGCUCUUCGACUUUCACACACCGUGGUUCGAUGCGCCGUUGUCGGAUAGUGCGGAGCUGGCGCUGAAUGGGACUGUGGCGGAAAGCGCGGGCAUGUUGGCGCAGGCGGUGAAUGCGACGGUCAAGGCUGGGGUGGACGCGGCAGUGGAGGGGGUCAAGGGGAGGGUUGGCUUAGGACAGGCGAGUGGGAGCGAAGGACAGAGUUAUGAGUGGGUCAAGGGGUUGUUGGGGAAGAAGGAGUGGCGGGUGCAGUGUUUGGAUGUCUUGAUCCGGAUUUAG